Molecule: messenger RNA, 322 nt
Organism: Protopolystoma xenopodis
Lineage: Eukaryota; Metazoa; Platyhelminthes; Monogenea; Polystomatidea; Polystomatidae
Source: the annotation of a GenBank genome assembly
AAUCGAUGGCAUAAUUGGUAUAUAUGUGUCAGAUAAAGACGGGGUAAUUAUGGCCGGAGCUCAAACUGAGAAUAUGCCCGAACAAGCACUACACACAUAUGUUGUUUCUUCAUUCAUCAGUGCCAUCCAGCAAUCCGUCAAAAUGGGUAUGGGCGAAAUGAAACGUAUGAUUACUCGUUAUCAAGAUAUGCAGAUUGUCCAGUUCAACUACACCGGUGACCAGAAAUUCACACCCAUUUAUCUUACAGUCGUUGGCCAACGAGCAUGUGAUGUCGAUUGUCUAGGAUUUCCAAUGGCUACUGUAGAUGGUUCCGAUAGCUAG